GCUCCUCGAAUAGCUUCAACGAUUUCAUACGGCAUCAAUCCUUCCCCUUCGUUAGUCCUAGAAUCUUCUUCAUCAGCCAUAACAACAGAACCUCCAUGUCUGGAUGGAUUCGAUUGCAACGGUAAGUUAACAACUUCUUCUCUAUGAAACCCAUAUUUGGAAGAUGCGAGCAAUAUACCAUCGAUUCGAUGGUAUAUUUAAGCAAUAGACCACACUUUCUAUGGGUUUACCGGCGUGAUAACCCACUUGGGAUGUUGGGAGAACACGAGAAAAGCUUGUAAAUCACGAGCCGAAGGCGAGUGAUUUACAAGCUUUUCGAGUGUUCUCCCAACAUCCCAAGUGGGUUAUCACGCCGGUAAACCCAUAGAAAGUGUGGUCUAUUGCGUUUAUAAAAUAACUUUUCGUAGAAUGGAGUCUUUUAGGUAAAAAAUAUGGUUCUAGUACCGUGAUCAAGUCACGUCUUCUCUCUAAAGUCAUCGUACGCCAAUCAUGACUCACGAUUUAACAGCGUUGAACUUUCUCAAAACUCAGUUCAGUCAAACAACAAACAGCAGCACUUCAAAACACGAGUUUUUGCACUCAUUACACGAUAACUUAUGAAAGCUGUUUUACAGGAAAAGUCAACACAUAUUCAUGCGAACGUACAAUGAAAGAAUACGUUCAUGGUUUGUUUACUACAGAAGUAGAAAUUAAUUGAACAUCAGACUGUACGCAGCCGUAUUUUGUUGAGUCGAUCCGUAAGAAUUUCGUUAUUACAGACGGAACUGACAGCUAUUGUAAUGGAGGACUUCAUUCACUUUUUAUAAAGUAAAAAGCAGUGGUUUAAGAUCUGUUUUCUGGACUUUAUUAUGAUCAAGAAAUGCUGCGGUAACGACGUGGCUGCAUUUGCGAAGUUGUCGCAUGUAACUUUGUAUGCACGUACAGCGACCGAUGGAAAUAUGUCAGUGGUGGAGAAAGGUUUCUUUGUCGUAGCCACAUAUUGACGUUAAUAUUUGUCGAUUCGUGAAGUCAGGUGGUUCAUGAGGUAGGUUAUGGCAUCGAUAUCACCGCAUAAUUUGUGCAAAUGUUGGAAAAAACCAGCCCGAAACUCUGACAUCUUUCAUCAUCCUUGGCAGCUUGUUUACAACCUACAGCGGCCGAUUUUGUACCAUAUCUUGAUCAGGGAUGUCUUUUUUGAACAAGUUCUUUCAUUAAGAAAUUUACUUUUGAUAUAAAAUAAAUCAAGAAUGCUAAAACUAUCCGUUUUGUUGCUGGUUGGCAAAUGGUUAAGUUUUCCUAGAGACUUUCUACACCAGAAAUUCACACAGUUGUUGGCUUUCUCUGCGAUUUGGCAUCGUCGUGAAAUGUAAACUGUUUUCCAGCUUUGUACUUUAUAACUUCUAAAGCUAUGGCAGUAGCGAAUUGUGACGCUCAGUAAUAAAAUGUGGAAACCAACGCUUUUAAUAUUAAGAAGGGCUGGGUAAGUAACUUGUUCUGUUUUUUAGCCUUUCUAAAGUCGUUGUCGGUUUUGUUUAUGGCUCGUGGUCUGGAUGCCUUUUUCUAUGGGUUUACCGGUAUAAUAAACCAUAGGUUUUUGACCAAUCAGAUCACGCGUACUAUCUCAGUUAUUUUAUAAUUGGGCGGAAAUGAGGUCCAUCGAUGGAAUAUUUGCCUGGAAAUGAGACCGCUCGGGUAAUAGUGAACUAAAAAAUGGCGUUCACAGCUAUCCGAAGUUGAAAAUGCUGAAUUUCUGACUAAAACUUAACGAAAGAAACGUAAGAAUACGCAAAUCAUAUAGCUCGAUGAAUGUUAUCUACUUUUUGAGGAGUGUCUGAAAGAAAAGAAAUAGAGUAAAGUUUAGAAAAAAUAAACGUCUACGAGGCAGUAGCUUGUUAAGAACAAAGAAAUAUUUUGAAUGGAUGAUGCUAAUCUCGGAGGAUGUUAUCCACCUUGGCCUCCGUCCUUGGUGGAUAAUAUUCUCCUGGAUCUGCUUAAUUCUUCACAUCAUACUCAGCCUCAAUAAUUGGUAAAAAAAAAUAUCCAAUCGAUGAUCUAUUGCCCACAUCAUCUAAAUAUGGUUAGCCCCGGAUGUUAUGAAGAAUUAGACAGGGGGAUAUAAUCCAAUUUUAAACCGCGAAAAAUCAUGAAAGAAUAAUAGAUAACUAUUCUGACUGCCAUCAUACUUUGUAAUUUCAAACAAGGUGACUGCGGUGGAGGAGCAUAUCUGGAUUGCGAGGUCUGCAUUGAGGUGAGAUUUAAUUUGGGUUGAAUAACAAUUAUUCACCGAAUUGGAGGUGAGCCGCGAAGCGGCGAGGUAAAUACCCAUGCACCACUAGCCACCGACACAAGGGGGCGAUAAUUGUUUUAGAAUAUACUAAAACAGUGAGAUAAUUGAGCACAAAAAUGAUGAUUUUUAACUCAUUUGUUGUUGCCAACGAUUUCAAUUUUGGCGCGCAAUGACCGAACGGCCGUGGUGGUCGCUUUUUCUUGCCGGCCGACAAAUAAAACUUUUGAAGGCAUUUGUUUAGCUCUUGCGGGGAGAUUUUUUCAGAAUUAGUUGUGAAUUCUUUUUGUAUUUAAAAUCAUUCUCAAAAAAGAUUAUUAAAUUCAGUUUUAAGCUUAUCUUUAACAUGAACAAGUCAACUAAAUAAAGUAACGCAAGAAUUAAGCUUAAUUUACAUUUUUAAAUAAGGACCUUUUUCAAUAGUUUCAACGAUAAAUUCAAGUCAAGAAAACAAAGCUUUACCUGUUAAAACUUCUAAACCGAACUUCGUCACCUUCUUCGUGUAUUUCGGGAACAGCUUGGUUGAUUAUUUGUGAAAUUUCUUUGUUUGUUACGACGGUAGCAAACCGGGAGGUCAUUUUGACUGCAACUUGAAACGCGAGUUUGGCGUCGAUCGCGCGGAGGAACUGGAGGUGAAUCAGUGAAUAGCAAUGGCUAUUCACUGAUUGAGUAGCCAAUCAGAGCGCGCGAAAAACACUAUCCAGUGUUUUAGUAUAUACUAAAAUCGUAUAUACAUGGCAUAACAAAAUUAAUCUAAUCGUUAACUUUUUGAGUUAGCUUUCCUGCUAACAUCUCCAAGCUAGCCAAUUGAAUAAGUCAUCUUAGCUACAUCUCAGCCCACUCUAUUUUUCUGUUACUUCUUCUUCCCUUCUCAAUGUUGAGUCCCACAAUACUUGAACUAAUCCAGGCGUGAUAGAUAGAUCACCCUAUGUAAGGUAGUCAGAAUUCCGGAAUCCGGAAAAUUUCUGCUUUUAAAUCCGGAAUCCUUGGCUUGGAAUCCAGAGUUUCAGCUCAGGGAAUCCAGAAUUCCGCUAACGAAUGAAAUCCGGAAUCCAAAGCUUGGAAUCCAGAUUCCAAGACUGUUUUUGUAUCGUUUUACAUGGGGCGAGAUAGAUUUCUUUUACGUACCAAAUAGUUCAUGGUUAAUUGUAAGGUUAAUACCUAGUUUUAUUUCUUCUUUAGGGUAAUACAGGUGUUUCUUCAUUACGAGACUGCAACGGCAUCUGUAAUGGGACCGCUCAAAAUGCCACAUGUGGAGUCUGCCUCAUGCCAGGGGCUGUGAACCCUGCCUUGGAUUGUAACAACGACUGUCGCGGAACCGCAACUGAAGAUGAAUGCGGUGUUUGCACUGGGGGAAGUACCGGUCUAAUGGCUAACUACCUAAAGGAUGCCUGUGGUAGGCCUCCCAAAGCUUUUUUUAACCAAUGUUAUUUUUAUUAAGGCUAGCUUUAGACAAUGUAACUUAUUAUGCUAAAAAUGAUAUAUCUGAGAGUGCGCAAGACUCAUUCCUCGUCUCCCAUUUUCAAAAUGAGAAUGCCAAUAUCGCAUUCAACAUUGCAUGAAACAUUGGAAAGGAGGAGUGCGGUUAUAAAAACCUUUUAUUUGUGAGAAUUUUACCACCGAGGCGCACUGAAGUUCGUACAUCGAGAGGGCACUUCCUAGGUCUAAGAUAGGGAACGGUUUUGUGUUGCAUUGGGUGUGGAUCGUAGAAGACGCAACCUCUGCCUUUAUUCUGCCGUGUUUUGAAAAGCCGGCUUUGAUUACUUUGAAUUCCUGAAUGUAAAGGAUAGCAUUGGGUUCGGGGUUGCUGUGGACAUGCAUUAGAGUUUGCUUACUGCAGCAUGUGGCAAUGAAUAUUGGGACAGGCCAUACAGGCUAUGCAAAAGGGAACAGGAAAUCGCAUAUUUGAGUCUAAAGUGGUGUACGCAAAACCAUGGAAGUCAUGAAACGCGGAGCAUAAAAUCAUUUAAUGAUUUUAUAUGGCCGAAAGGCCAUUCAGUUUUCCAUCACUGAAUUCGACCACUCGGACCUUGGUCGGAAAAUCAGCAGGGCACUAAAGAAUCUCCUCAAGAGUUUAGUAAACUUUAUCUCUCUAUCAAAAGUCGUUCGCGCUUCCGAAUGAUAUGUGUCGCAGCCACCAGACUGAUAGUCCAAAAUGAAUCAGUGUACUUGUCAUAAAAUAGUGUAAAAAGGUUCAAUAGGAACAUUUUUAACGGGUUCCCCUGUAGCCCAGAUCUUGGAGGCAUUCGACGGAAUAUUCCAAUAAAUCUUCUUUAGCAUUACUUUUUCGUGAUUUCAUUUGAUUUUGGUAUCUAAGGAAAAUCGAAGAACAUGGAUUUGUCCUAAGUCCCUUGCCAGAGGUAGAAUUUUUUCAAUGAAAAGUAAUCUUUAUAUCAGUGAUGUCACUGGUGCAUUGCAAUCAUAUGAUUACUGUACAUAACUACCCGCUGUUCCCGCGCCUAUUUCUUGAAUACUUAUUGAUGUUUUAGGUGUAUGCAAUGGAACUAAUGCGACGUGCGCGGGGUGUGAUGGCGUACCACACAGUGGUAAGGAAUUUGAUGCAUGCCGUGAGUGCGAUGGCGAUGGCUCAACUUGCACCGACAUCAUGAAAACUGAACCGAAGACCAUCUCAAGCUGCCAUCCUAAUGUUUUGGUAUUUGGUGCUGGUCUUAAUACUGGUGAUCACACAUUAUGCGUGUUAUACAACGACACUAGCGGGGAAAUGGUAGUCAACACCACAGGUAAUACAAACCCUUGACAUAAGCUUAUCAGUGCAGACAAUGCGAAAAGCGACUUGCUUUGUUACGUAGGUUGAUAAGAUGAACACAGAGUGGACUAUGAAUUUAAAAAAAAAGAUAAAUGAAGUGCUGAGCCUGUUUCACUAGCUGUAAUUCAUUGUGUUCACCAUUGUCAAAGUUGCAUAGCAAUAGAGAUUAAGAGUCACGUUUACGGCAAAACGACAAACUCAAGCUGACAAUUUCUUAAAAUAGAAAAUGAGGAGAUAAAAACGGUCUAAAAAAUUCUUAUGAACGAAAAUUGCGUGAAACUAAUUUUUUUAUAUAAAGUGUUGUGAAGUAUUUUGAAAGUUAUUUUUAAUACGGAUUUAUCUUAUAUUUUAAGUUUAGUUUUUGUUUCAUUAAGUCUUGUUUUUGUCCAAGUACUGUUUUCCUGUUUCGAUCUUUUGUUUUUACUUGUACUUGAAUUUAUGCUUAGCUCACGAAUUUACUUAUUGCCAUAUUAGGAAUUUUAUUCGCUUAGAACUGCCAGAUGUUAGUUUUCAGGUGGUCGUGUUUGUGGUGUUAGAGCUGACCUUCGUUCUUUGGUACUUAUCAGUUGCGGCUGUGUGUAGGCUAGUCUAUUCCCUAACAAUAGCAAACCUGUUGCAAUGUUAGCGAUAACAUAUACAAUAGAAACUCUUCCGGUCAGCUAACCCAAACAUGUCCAGCUUUGGCUUUUAAAACCGCUACUAUACUUGAACUAGUGGGAGAAGUAGAGUAGAAGUAGGAGAAGUAGAGUAAGUAGAAGUUGCAAGAAGAUUAAGAAGAAUAAGGGCCAAGAUGUAAAUCAGAUUCCUGGUACCUCACUGUGUAGCAAGCGAGUUGCUCGAAUACACCCCCACAUAUUUUCGUGGAGAACCCGGGCAACGAUCCCGGUACCUCUCGCAAAAAGGUUUAAGACAAGUAAGGGGAAAACUUGGUCACGUGGCACAAUUAACUAUUGCCAUUUACCGUACAGGUGACUCCCUAUUUAGUGUGUAUUGCCUUCGAAACCUGAAAACCCGCUCAACCAUAUGCAGCAAAAGGUUAAAAGGUCCUUAAAAUAUUACCACCCUGACCACAUUCCGAUCCUAGCGGGAGAAAUGAGAAAUGGAUGCAGAAAAUGUUUCAGCACAUGUUCACUUCUGUGAAAAACCACAUUAGCGUCUGUCGAUCAGACAGCAUUGAGAAAUCUUGCUGUUCUAGCUGUUGCAUUUCUUACAAGAAAUAUCGCCAAGAUAGCUACAAGACCUUCAGAGCGAGCAUACACUCUCCCCUUCCUAGAACAACAUAACACAAACUAGGAAGAAUAAAUCCAAAUAAAUUCUUGAUCCGUCUGCAGAUCCUUUUAGAUAGUAGAACUUCAGAACGGGUAUACACUUCCUCCUUCCUAGAACAACACAACGGAAACUAGUUCAAAAAAGGAAGAACCGAUCCAAAUAAACACUUAGCCUGUCAGCCAAUCAUAGAUCUGUUUACUAAGUAAAAUCACCAAUCAAAUGAAUUCUUGCAGUCUACGUUAAGUGCAUCUAAAUAAGCUUUAUUUUAACCCUUUGACUCUCAAGAUAGUAACUCUCCUUUCUGACUUGCUAUACAAUUUAUUGUACAUUGGUUAAGAGAAUUUGGGUUUAUAUCAAUAGCGCUUCCUCGAGCUGAUACAAUUGCCUAUUCUCAUCAUCUUUCUGCUGGACAAUGUAUUGAUAUUAUUAGGUAAGGUUAAUUAGAUGCUGAUCAAAUUACUUCUGGGAGUUAAAGGGGAAGGUGCGGUUUCAACAUAUGACAUUAAAGAAGUUUCAUUUCUGUUUCAGCAACUUCAACAAAUCUCACGCAUGCGCAAUGUGAAUUUCAACCAUGGGCUGAUUAUAUUCCUGGCAGGUAUAACCUAUCUGUUAUAAUAACACAGAGUGGUCAAGCAGACGUUAAAACCAACACAUCUCUUCAGAUUUAUUACUACAAUUGUACAGAUCUCUCGCUGACGGGUGUCGUACCAAACGAAGUUCUUCUGGAUGAGCUUCCUCGAUACGUCACCCUAGAAGGCAGCGGUUUCUUCGACUGGGAAGAGACAGUGUGUUAUUUUGGUCCCCAC
Messenger RNA from Porites evermanni, 7105 nucleotides. Lineage: Eukaryota; Metazoa; Cnidaria; Anthozoa; Scleractinia; Poritidae. The record is from the annotation of a GenBank genome assembly.